CAGCGUUGCCAAGUAAUGGACAGACCGUUUGAAUAUAUAAGGUUAAUAUCUGAGGUUACUCAAAGGAGAUGCUCUGUUUAUGUGGGUAUGUUCUGGUGUCAUAUAAAUAAUGUGACACAGUUGUCAUAAAAAUUACAAACUAUUUAGGCAAAGGACACGCAUUCUGGAGGACAUUGGCAACCGUGGAUGGACUAGUGACGACAGACUAAACCUGUAACUGGGAGAUACUCGUAACUGAUCGUAAACUUCUGUUUUCAGGUCGAGUUGAUUCAACACCGGCUUUUCGGCAGUGAUUCUGUCAAGAGAUGCAGACGUUCGUGAAAGGAAAGCGAGUUGGAUACUGGCUCAGCGACAAGAAGAUUAAAAAACUUCAUUUCCAGAACUUCGUGGAAAUGUGCAGAAAACAAGGCAUAGAGAUGAUCCAGCUGGAUCUAAGCCACCCAAUAGAGAAGCAGGGUCCUUUUGAUGUCAUCAUCCACAAGCUGACCGACCACAUCGUUGAGGCUGACCAGAAUGUCACGGAGUCUCUACUCCUUGUACAGGGAGUUCAGGACUACAUAGAUGCUCACCCGGAAACAGUGAUUCUGGACCCUCUUCCAGCCAUUCGUACCUUGCUGGACCGCUGCAAGUCAUACAAGCUAAUCCAUAAAAUUGAAGACUGCAUGAAAGAUGAGAGGAUCUGCUCACCUCCAUUCAUAGUCCUCAAGAGCGAAUGUGGCACAGAGACUCUGAAGCUGCUCCACAAAAAUGGAAUCACAUUCCCUUUCAUUUGCAAAACCCAGGUAGCUCAUGGCACCAACUCCCAUGAGAUGGCCAUCAUCUUCAGUGAAGAAGAUCUGAAAGACAUUAAGCCUCCUUGUGUAAUCCAGAGCUUCAUCAACCAUAAUGCAGUUCUGUACAAGGUCUUCGUAGUGGGAGAGGCCUACAGUGUGGUGCAGCGGCCCUCAAUUAGAAACUUUCCCUCUGGACCCACAGAUAGAAGAGCUAUUUCCUUUAACAGUCACCAUGUGUCCAAGCCAGAGUCCUCUUCUCACCUGACCAGUAGGGACAACACAGAGGGACAGUAUUCGGCACCCAGCGAUGAUGUUAUUCAGAAAAUGUCCAGAAGGUUACGACAAGCCCUCGGAAUUUCUCUGUUUGGGAUUGACAUCAUUAUAAACAACCAGACCGGCCAGCACGCUGUCAUUGACAUCAACGCAUUUCCAGGUUACGAGGGAGUCCCAGAGUUUUUUAAAGACCUGUUGAGUCACAUCACCAGUGUUCUUCAAGGUCAGGUAUCUAACGGAGCGGCAUGCGCUUACCUGAGAGUGAAUGGAAUAGCACAGAGCCCAUCUGUGGCCUGUGCGAUGCACUGUGGCAUGCUAGGAAAUGAAAGCAGUUGCUGGUUCAAGGACAGCGAGGAGAUCAAGAGGGACUCCCAUCAUGGAAGGAGUUGCUGCGGUGCUUGCAUGGCUCCAAACUUUCACCAGCAUGGCAGAUCCAGUUUAGCAGCAGAGACUUCCUCACAGUGACACUGUGUGACCAUGCCAGCCUAAUAGAAUAUUUAAUUACCAUUCACAAACCAAUUUAAUCCUCAACAAAUGGUAGGUGUAUAAAAAAUUUAUUUGUGCCAAAUGUAAAUUGUGAAGGAAAUGAUUAAAUGUGUGUUGAUUGUUUUGUCUGAGUUGAUUUGAUUUAAAUUAAUGUUUCAAAGGGGCUACCUGAUAAUUUUAUGUGAUUUGAUCUUCUUUUAUGAAUGUUGCACUGGACUUGAUUUACAUAGAAAGGAUUAAAAAUAUUAUUCAUAUUAAUAUAUUAGUGAGAUACAUAACUUGAAAGGAUUUGGUUGUAACUUUAAGAUGCUGCACUAUAAAAAAAGAAAGAAAGAAAAAGAAAAUAUGUGCCCAGUUGGCACUAAGGCUUAUCUUGUAGCAUGUAUGAGAACUCUUGCCAAAAUUCUCGACUGGAGAGCUUGGUCACCUUACAGUGCUGUCUGAAGCAAUCUGGUGGCAAUUAAUCUCUAGAAAACACAGCAAGAGCAGCUCUGCUUGCUCUAUGUAACAGAUUGUAGGGUGAGAUGUUUUUAAAGAGUAAUCAUUUCAUAUCUGGAGGAACCUGUAGUCCUUUAUGUAGUUGUACUUCUUUUAAAACAUCCUUCCCACACUGACGGGAGCUGUGAGAAUAGAUGGGAUUAUACAUUGUUAACAAACAGAAAACUAACUAAUUUACAUACCACUUAAAGGAAUGUCACUCAAAAAUGAAAAUUCUGUCAUCAUUUACUCACCAAUCAAUUUCAAGCCUUUAUGAUUUCUUUCUUAGCAGAAAGUUGGUGCUGUUUUUUUUUUUCUUCUAUACACUGAAAGUGAACGGUGACUAGGGGCCAUCAAGAUUUUAAGUCAUUAUGCACUGAUAAUCUUCUAUAUUAAGUGGAAUUUACAACAUAAAUUUUGGUCUGUUCCACUUACAAAGCCAUUGUAUAACUUGGAAAGCGGAUUUAGUGUUAAAGUUGUAUAUGGAAUACUGUUUUGGUAAUCUUAUGCUUUUUUUGUCAUUAUUAUAGCUUGACAGCCCUGGUCACCAUUCACUUUCAUUGAAUGGAAAAGAGCAGCAUGAACAUCCUGUAUGUUCAUGUUGACAAAUGUGUUAAAUUUGCUGUUUUAACAGUUUAAGUUUGUGUGUUGGUCUGUUCUGUGUCCAAUUGCUUUGUGGUUUGUUUGUACAUGAUGUAUACUUUGUACAUAUGCUGAUUUAUUUUUUUAGGUAGAAAAAGAGCCCUUUAAAUGACAAAACAAUGAACCUGAUAAUAAAAACAUAUUUCUGAU
Molecule: messenger RNA, 2801 nt
Organism: Myxocyprinus asiaticus (Chinese sucker)
Lineage: Eukaryota; Metazoa; Chordata; Actinopteri; Cypriniformes; Catostomidae
Product: inositol-tetrakisphosphate 1-kinase-like
Exons: 11
Coding region: 306-1511 (401 amino acids)
Biological process (GO): inositol trisphosphate metabolic process
Cellular component (GO): cytoplasm
Molecular function (GO): inositol-1,3,4-trisphosphate 5-kinase activity; inositol-3,4,5,6-tetrakisphosphate 1-kinase activity; inositol-1,3,4-trisphosphate 6-kinase activity
Source: RefSeq, a predicted model, not a curated record